Lates calcarifer (barramundi perch) is the source of this 4689-nucleotide messenger RNA. It is a transcript of the gene arhgap45b, whose product is annotated as Rho GTPase activating protein 45b. Lineage: Eukaryota; Metazoa; Chordata; Actinopteri; Centropomidae. Gene Ontology annotation, cellular component: membrane. Gene Ontology annotation, biological process: signal transduction; activation of GTPase activity. The transcript is spliced from 24 exons. Bases 485 to 4180 code for a protein of 1231 amino acids. The record is from RefSeq and is a predicted model, not a curated record. Gene Ontology annotation, molecular function: GTPase activator activity.
GAGUGGUGUUUGUGUGAGCGCGCGCGCGUGUAUCUGUGUGUGUGUGUGUGCGUGGUGUCAGAUGACCUUCAGCUGGAGAGAUCAGGACUCUACAGAGGGUGCUCCGGACCAUGAGUGACAGUGUGUAUGAGUGUGACUGUGUGGAUAGUUUACUUACACCAACUGAACAAGCUCUUUAGUCAGGUUUAGUUUGAGUACUGUCUGGACUUGGUGCGAUCAGGGUGAGGAACUGAAGUCUGGCUGAGGGAAACCACCUGAAAAUAUUGAUUAAGGUGCAGUGCCACAGGGUUAAUUCAGAUUAGUGUGUGCGUGUGUGUACCUGACUCCAUACUGAUUCAUGUCUGGCUCAUAGGAAGUAUUGUCUUCACUUAUAAAGAAGUGUCAGGCUGCUGUGAGUGUGUCUGUGUGUGUGUUCUUGCGAGAUCGGUUUCAAAAGCUGACUGUGCUUAGUUAGAAUGGGGACAAAGCUGUAGGGGGAAGGAGCAUGCUGAAACGUGGUGCCAAAAGUAGCUAUAACCCUUACUCUACGAGUCAGAGAGUAAAGAAAGCCGAGCUGAAAGGCAAGGACAGGCUGGACAUACUGCCCAACAAGCACAACGUAUGGCUUAAACAGCUCUCCAUCCUCCAGGAGCAGCCUCGGAAAGAUGCAGGCGACAUCACCCUCUCCUCUUCCCCCUCGUCGUCCUUCUCCUCUUCGACGCUCACUCCAGCGUCCGCCGGGCUCCAGGACACCUCCGUGUCCUGCCCCAGUACCCCGAACACCCAGCACGGCAAGAUGGCAGCAAUGCAGGGGAUAGGCUGCCCGUCUCCCGUGUCCACUCUGAAGAGGCCGACUGCACUAAGCAGACACGCCAGCGCUGCAGGGUUCCCACUGCAGUCAUGGGUGUUCACUAAAGGCCAGGGGAAAGGGGCCUUGACCCCAACCCCUCCGUCUGAGAGCCCAGAGAGCACAGCCAUUGAAGUUGAAGACAUCCCGGCCCUGCUGAGGGACGUGGCCCGCUUCGCUGAGGCUGUGGAGAAACUGAAGGAUGUGGUGCUGGCUGAAGGUAAGAGGGAGAAUCAGCGGCCCAUGGCCCAUGAGUGUUUGGGGGAGGUCCUGCGGGUGCUGCGUCAGGUCAUUAACACAUACCCUCUGCUAAACACCGUGGAGAUCCUCACCGCUGCUGGCAAGCUCAUAUCCAGGGUCAAAGGUUUCCACUAUGAGGCCUGUAACGAGACAGACAAAAAGGACUUUGAGAAGGCGAUUGAAACCAUUGCAGUUGCUUUUAGCAGCAAUGUGUCUGAGCUGCUGAUUGGAGAGGUGGACAGCAGCACACUGCUCUCACUGCUGCCCACAGAGAAAAGCAGGUCGAUGGAGAACUUGUACACAGCGACGGGCCAGGGAGUGGAUGGCCAGUUCAGGAGCGACCUGCAGGACAUGGGACGGGUCGAGGAAGUGGAUGUGAUCCUCCAGCGCAGCGAGGGAGGGGUGGACUCGGCCCUGCUCUACGCCAAAACCAUUUCCAAGUACAUGAAGGACCUGAUAAACUACGUGGAGAAGAGAACUUCACUGGAGACUGAGUUCUCCAAAGGCCUCCAGAGAUUAUACCAGUCCUGCAAACACAGCAUAACACAUCCCCACAUGCCCCUCUUCUCCAUCUACUCUCUGGCUCUGGAGCAGGACCAGGAGCAGAGCGUGGGGCUGCAGCAGGCCAGCACCACCCUGCACAACCAGACCUUCAUCCAGCCUCUGAUACUUCGUAAACUGGAGCAUGAGAAGAGACGGAAGGAGAUCAAGGAGCAGUGGAUUCGAGCUAAGAGAAAACUGAUGGAGUGUGAGGCAAACCUGCGGAAGGCCAAGCAAGUCUACAUGGCCCGCUGCGAGGAGUACGACAAGGCCAAAACUGCGGCCUCUCGAGCCGAGGAGGAGGGAGGAGGGUCAACAGCAAAGUCUCUGGAGAAGAAGAAAAGAAUAGAGGAGGAGUCUCGCAAUAAGGCAGAUGAAGCGGAGGCCACCUACCGGACGUGUAUAGCAGAUGCCACCACUCAGCAGCUGGAGCUGGAGCACACAAAGGUCACAGUUCUGAGGCAGCUGCAGGACGUCAUCAAAAACAGCGACCAGACCCUGCGCUCGGCGACUAUCUCCUACUACCAGCUCAUGCACAUGCAGACGGUAGCGUUGCCCGUCCACUACCAGACUCUGUGUGAGAGCAGUAAGCUGUACGACCCAGGCCAGCAGUACGCCGCCCACGUGCGAGACCUGCAGUUACCAGAGCAGCCGAAUGUUCACUACACGUUCGAGGCCUACUCACCCUCCAGCUCAUCGUCACACCACGGCCACAGACCGAGGAAUGACAGUUUCAACACAGAGCCAACAAGCCAUACGGACAGUCCUGCCACCAGCGUGGGUACAGCAGCUGGUGACAACAGAGACGCAGAGGUUCAACGCAAGAGGCAGGGCCACAAGUCGUGGGGUUCAACAGUGAGUGAUGACAGUGUUGGAGGAGAUGGAGGCCUAGAGUCUCCUACUGCCAGCACAAGUGACAUCAGUAAAAUUGCUCGGACGGCAUCCACUGGAACAAUGUCGUCCAAUGAGGAUGCAGAUGAGAAAGACGGGAAUGUAGCUUCUUUCGAAUCUCCAAAUAUUAAUGGCAUGGAUCCUGAUGUGGUGGUGUCCACCAGACCUUUCCGAAACAUCGGCCUAUCCAAAGCAGCCCUGACCCACCGUCUGAGGAAGCUGCGGACUCCUGCCAAGUGCCGCGAAUGUGACAGCUAUGUUUACUUCCAAGGGGCCGAGUGCGAGGAGUGUUUCCUGGCAUGUCACAAGCGCUGUCUGGAGACUCUGGCCAUACAGUGUGGCCAUAAGAAGCUCCAGGGCCGUCUGCAGCUGUUUGGCAGGGAGUUCUCUCAGGUGGCCAGCUGUGCCAGCGACGGCAUCCCCUUCAUUAUCACCAAGUGCAUUUCUGAGAUUGAGAGACGGGCACUCAAGAUGAAGGGCAUAUACAGGGUGAAUGGGGUGAAGACUCGCGUUGAGAAACUGUGUCAGGCCUUUGAGAACGGCAAGGAGCUGGUCGAGCUGUCCCAGUGUUCCCCACACGACAUCAGCAACGUUCUCAAGCUUUACCUCCGACAGCUGCCAGAGCCCAUCAUGUUGUUCCGCCUAUACAACAACCUGAUGGGUUUGGCCAAAGAGAGUCUACAGAGUGAUGGAGACACACCAGAGAGCGAGGAGGCUGAGUUGAGCGGUACUAACCCAGCAGUGGUCAGAGGGCCUGAGCUGGUGGAUCUGGGCCCUGACACAGACCCAGAGGUCCUGGUGCUGGUGGAAAAGCUCAAGGAGCUUCUAAAGGAGCUUCCCAAGGCUAACAUGGCUACACUGCGCUACAUCAUUCGCCACCUACGAAGGAUUGCAGAGUUGGAGGUGGAUAACAAGAUGAGUCCCAGUAACCUGGGGAUUGUGUUUGGGCCAUCUCUGAUGCGUCCCCGACCAACCGGGGCCACGAUAUCCUUGUCCUCUCUGGUCGAUUACCCCCACCAGGCCCGCAUCGUGGAGGCCCUCAUAGUUUUCUAUUCAUCCAUCUUCCAGUCCAAAACCUCUCAGUCCAACAAAACCAGCCGCUCUGCUUCCACCUCCACCGAGCAGACUACUACUGCAGACGACAAGAUGGGGAGCUCUGCCGAUGGAGAGGAAGAUGGAGGCAGAGAGGAGCAGAGUAAACCUGAUGGCGUAAACCUGGAGGAGGGAUGUGAAAGUUCUUUGGGCUCUCUGGGCUCUAACGAGCAGCUCCCAGACUCUGACUCAGAGCUGGAUGAAAGCGGGCAGAGGACCUCUCACUCCCACAGCCUGAUGAAGCAGGAGAGCGAGGUGAGCAUGGACGAUGACCAGCUGAGCUACAGGGACAGCCUGGACCUGUCCAGCCACUCUGCAACCCACACCGACCCAGAGCAAGACGCCGAUCAGGACCAAGACAACCCAGAGGGAGGAGAGCCCCCGGCUCUGCCAGACAGCGGGCCCCCAGAUGACGACAUGGGGGCAGAGCAGAGCCUGAGCACCUCUCUGGCUGAGCUCAACGUGAACCAGUCCAACAACAACUACCCCUGCUCCCCUGUUUUAAACCUGUCAGGGCAUCCUCUGGCACGUCUAUGCGGAAAGAAAUUACCCCUGACGAGGAACAGGGAUAGUGAGCCUGAGUUUGUCUGAUGUCAUCAUCAGGAUAUCACUGUGAUGUGAGAUCUGUCAGAUUAAGUUGAGUGACAGGAACCUUGUUUUUCUGCUUAAAAAUCCAGGGAAUCCUGAAACUGAGAGGGUUAUUUCAUCAUGUACAUCAAAUCAAUUUUUUUUUUUUAAUUUGUGUAGAUGUUUGCAGCUGUACUGAUCUGUUCUGUGAAACCUCUGCACGCUUCAUGCUGUUUGAUGCAAUUACUGCUGUCAUUUCAAGAGGUUUGACUCAAAUGAUUUAAAAAUGUCAGUUUCUAAGUGUUCUUCUAAGUGUUUUUCUCAUUGCUCUUACAGUCCUGAGGUAAAGUCAGUAUCGGUUACAGCGGUUACAUCAGAAUGUGUGCAAUGAAAAAUUUCUAAGUAAAUUCUUUCUAAGUGCUGCUGGUUUCAUUUCAGCACUAGAACUUGAUGAUACAUUUAGCAGUUUCUUAUAAGUGCCUUUUAUGAGUAUUUGGUCUAUUUUAAUAAAAAUUCAUAUAUUUCAAAACUGA